Messenger RNA from Caenorhabditis sp. 36 PRJEB53466, 463 nucleotides. Lineage: Eukaryota; Metazoa; Nematoda; Chromadorea; Rhabditida; Rhabditidae. The record is from the annotation of a GenBank genome assembly.
AUGAACGUCCUCCAGAAGUUCAUCGAUGAAACUUUCGAAAUAAUGGUGAGCUAUUACUUUAUUUAAUAAAGCCUUUUUUUCUUUUUCCAGACCGGACUCGGAGAAAUGAAAGUGGCCGAGGCAAUCUUUCUCAGCUCCGUAGACAACGCUUCUCAGACGGUUUGUUGAAAAGAAGUCAAAAAUACAUUGCAAUUUCAUGUUUCAGAUAGCAAAUUCUUCCCACAGGAACGACGGGAAACUGCUUCGCGAGGUGCUUUCCCAAGCGUACAAGGGCCAAAACAUCAUCAAAAUGUGCGCUCAUUUGCCGAAAGAAAGCAACGCGGAGGUGUGUCUAAAAGUGUCUAAAAAUAAUCAAACAGUGUAAAAUGUGUCUGAUUUUCAGAAGAAUGCCUACGAGCUCAGCCUGAUUGCCCACAAAAUCGACAGCCUCACUUGCUGCCUUCCGCCCGUCAGCAACAACUAA